Messenger RNA from Pseudozyma flocculosa PF-1, 483 nucleotides. RefSeq lists its product as uncharacterized. The record is from RefSeq and is a predicted model, not a curated record. Bases 1 to 483 code for a protein of 160 amino acids. NCBI's taxonomy places the organism in Eukaryota, Fungi, Basidiomycota, Ustilaginomycetes, Ustilaginales, Ustilaginaceae. The transcript has 2 exons.
AUGAAGCUCUCCGCCAGCCUGUACUCAGUCGCGGCCCUGAUGCUGGCCGGUGUCAGCCUCGCUCUUCCGGAUGACAUCGGCGAGACUCCUUACCCUAACUAUCCCUCCGGUAGCGACAGUUGGACCGUCGACGGUGGAGAGCCCGGUACGGUCCCCACCGCCAUUCUCGCGACCGCCAUGGGCUCGGCGGGCAUGUUUCAGAUCUUCACGUCGGACGCCGAUGGUGACCUCCUCUGCUUCUCAACCGAGGGCGCCGCCACUUCGAGCCGCUGGCAGAUGUUCGACAACAAUGUUGCCAUCACUCUGGGCCAUCCUGACGUGGACUGCAGCCGCGCCAAGGACGAUCCGAGGAGGCAAGCGGCCGUCAAGGCGAUCAGCAGCAAGGACUUCAAGUCUGGCCGCUAUAGCUUCCAGGUCGGCAAGCAGAGGGUGUGGUUGCAGAACAACCCUUUGGCUCUGUCCAACACUCGGCCGCGCGCAUGA